Symbiodinium sp. CCMP2592 is the source of this 2886-nucleotide messenger RNA. The record is from the annotation of a GenBank genome assembly. Lineage: Eukaryota; Dinophyceae; Suessiales; Symbiodiniaceae.
AUGGCGAAACUGAACCGUGAGAUCACGCUUGCGGCGAACAUUGGCUCGGAAACGCUGCAAGAGGUUAUCUCGACUCACGCGCAGAAGUUCAAUGCAAUCAACGUCGCAACUGCACUCCAUCGACUUUCCCGUUUGCAUCCAUCCAACAACUUGGCAAGAGGCCCACUGGCGCAGAGUACAUCACUUCAAGUGUUGCUGUUGAGAACUCUGGAAGUUCUUCGGCAAACAACCACGGAAUGCGAUUCGAAAGCGGUUUCUACUAUUGCAUAUUCUGUAGCUGGGUUGGGCGUGAGAGAUGUCGAUGUUGCGAAAAGUGUUGUAGAAGCCUCGUUCAACAGGCUGCCGGGUUUGGAUCGUCAAGGUGUGGCAAACCUGACAUGGGCUUUGUCGAAAAUGCCAAAGGUGGAGAAGCGAGCAAGCCUUGCAAGAAAGCUGGCUCUUCUUGCUCACGACCUUGUCUGGGAUUUCCUGCCUCAGGAGCUUUGCAACGUUCUGUGGGCUUUGAGCAAGCUCGGGGUGCGAGACAACAAGCUAAUGUCUUUGGCAAGCGAUGCCGUGCGAGGCAAUCUAGAACGCUUUACACCGCAGGGGCUGUCCACCCUGGCGGCUGCCUUUGCCCGUAUGGGGGUGUUUGUAGAGGCCCUAUUGGAUGAAAUUGGGGAACAGGCUCAGGCAAGGGUCAUGGAGUUCAAUGUUCGCGACGCUGCACAACUUGUCUGGAGUCACGCCAAAUUCAAGCUUUGCCGCGAGACAUUGUUGCAGCUGCUGUGCAACCGUGCGGCUUCUCUUGUUGAAGGAGAAGGUGCUGAGAUUGUCGUCUCCUUCCUCUGGUCCUUCGGCACGCUUCGAUGGGUGCCGAACAAAAGGUUCAUGAAGUCGUUGGCGGCCCGGGCAAUCGCGCUGGUGCCAAAGCUUGGUGCACACCGCAGCGUGCGGUUGCUGACUGCCCUUGCGAAGCUCGCUUUCCACAAAAGCAGCCAGAUGACUUGCCUGACCGAGAGUCUUCAGGAAAGCCUAGAGCUGCUUCAUCCUCGAAUGGGUGCCUCAGAAGUUGGAAUCAGCGCCUGGGCCCUGGCAACUUUGAAGCCGCGAGGCUGGAAAACGCUCCUUGGGAGAUUGGUUUCUCGAGCAUCAGACGACGAAGUGCUGUCUGACUUGAAUUGGUGGUCCAUAGCACACUUGGAGUUUGCCAUCAGGGCUGCGUUGCAGAAGGCGCCCAACUGCAAGCCGCUUGCAGCUGCUCCCGAGUUACUACAACUCUUAACACAUCGAUGCGAAGAGCAAGUCGAACAGAUUCGAGAAGCAAGCCGUACUUUUCACGAUGCCCCUUUGGUUGCUGCUGCAGCUUGCGAGCCUUGGGGGAGGCUCAAGUGUGCAAGUGCAAAAACUGCCCUUGUUUUUGGCCCUGGGCGCCACGUGCGUCGCUCUCUGCAGAGAAGCGGCUUUCAAGUGACACAGUGGUACCGCUAUGCCUUGGGCAUGAAAAAAGCGCAAGCGUGGCCUCCUGCUGGUGUCUUCGAUGCGGCGGCAAUGAAGUAUCCCGACUCUUACGAAGCCUUCGAGUAUGCCUUACAUGCUGUUGCUGCAUCUUUGCCUCUGGGGGCUCCAGCUUGGGUUUACGGAGAUGUGCAAGAAGGGGUUCUCAGCACAACCAAGGCGAUCAAAGGCUUAUUCAAACUGUUAGACAUACAAGAGGAUGGAGAUGCCAGGGUCGUGUUUCUGCAGAGAACCAAUGGGCAGGCACGUACUUGUCUGGAGUCUUGGUUCAAAGAAGACACAGUGACCCUCCUUUCUGCAACUGCUCGCAAGUGGUGGUCCAUGCCAGGUCUCUUUGCCGGUGGCUUUGUAGAUGUGAUGUCGAAGUUUCUGUUGGACACUAUGGAGAAGGUUUGGAACGAGUCCUCCGAGCGGCCAGGAUGGUCCAGCUCGCGGCAAUGCAAAGUACUUGACUUCGCCAGUGGCACCGGUGUACUGGCAGCAGGGCUAUCCUCACUGCUUCCUGGAAAGAAUGAGGUGUGGCUGAUAGAUGCUGAUUCAGUAGCACUGCAGGCUGCCAGCAAGAAUUUACCAAAUGCCCAUGCAGUGUUGGCUGAUGGUUUUAAGGGUGUGCAGACUGCAGACAAACCCCUACAGCCCUGUCAUCUGAUAGUGUCCAAUCCGCCAGUUCAUCAGGGUCAUGCUGACGACUUGCGAGUUUUGAUUGAGCUGCUGGAACAAGCACCUCAUUGGUUGGUUACAGAUGGCGAAAUGUGGCUUGUAACACAGGAGCACAUUCCCACAGGGCGCCUGUUCGAUAUGGCCAGAGGGAUCCACUUGAGGCAAUGCGAGAUUACCACCUAUGCAACAGAGGAUGGUCGUUUCGUCGUAUGGCGGGCAACAUACCAGCUGCCGGCUUCCCGAAAGCGAAAGCAGCUUGAGACCGACACGGUGGAGUGUCAAAGCGCCAAGAAAAGAAGCGAGUUCGUUUUACCUUUUUGGACGGUUAGAUCCGUGUGGGCUCAAGGGUCGGAGGCGCCACCGGAGUAUGAGCUGUGGGUGGACUUCAGAGCUCAGCGCAAUGUCAAGUUAGGAGAGCUGGCAGCGACAUCGCUACUGCAGCCUCCGAAGGUCAAGGAAGACCUGCUCAACUUGGCGAAAGGCCUACAGCAAAAGUUCGACAGCAUCGGUGUUGAGCUUCCCAAGGGAAAGCUGAUAAGUGGUGUCAUGGUCGAUAAGCAAUUCGUGCAGGAGGCUCUUGACGCCGUCCGUGAGAUGCAGGUCCCAGUGUACACUGCCAGUUCAGACCCUCAGGCAGAGUGCUGUGGAAGUUUCGUUCUCUCAGAUUUCGCUCGCCUUAAUAACUUUGCCUGCGCCGAGGCAAAGAGGUGGAGGGUGUCAUGGCCCUAG